CGACGACAGAACCAUUGGUGUUUGUCCAAUUAGUCGCAUCCUUCGCCUGAAGCAGCUCUCGACCACUACUAUCUCGUACGUUUGUCACUUGCUUAGAAAAGUGAGGUGGUGUAGCGCAGCAGGAACUCCGCACACCCUGUGGCCAGAACGACACGGACUUGACGAUCCAGCUGCGCUCCUACCUUGUCCCGUUUAGCAAUAGCGAAAAACCUCAAACCACUUCCGACCAACUUCUUCUCGACCAACACGACACACAAUACAAUCGCCCAACAUGCCUUCCGCCAAAACCGUCGCGUACUACCUCUUUCACCUCCAAGAACUCCGUGCCAUCAUCCAAUGGAAGACCUGGCACAAUCCCGUCCACGAACGUGAUGAGUCCAAAGAGUCCGCCAACCUCAAAGAGUGCUUCCGUUUCCUCAACCUCACCUCCCGCUCCUUCGCCGCUGUGAUCCAAGAGCUGCAUCCCGAACUCCUCGUUCCCGUCUGCCUUUUCUACCUCAUCCUCCGCGGUCUCGAUACCAUCGAAGACGAUAUGACGAUUCCUAUCGAGCGCAAAGAACCUCUGCUCAGAAAGUUUGAUGAGUUCAUUGAGGACGAAGCCUGGACGUUUGAUGGCAAUGGGCCGAAUGAGAAGGAUCGAGAGCUUUUGGUCAAGUUCGAUGUUGUGGCUAAGGAGUUCAACAAGCAGAAGGCAGAGUACAAGGCCAUCAUCAGGGACAUCACCAAGAAGAUGGGAAAUGGCAUGGCGGACUAUGCGAAAAAUGCGGAUCACAAUGCGAACGGAGUCAAGACAAUCAAGGACUAUGAGCUGUACUGCCAUUACGUUGCGGGACUGGUGGGAGAGGGUUUGACGAGAUUGUUCGUGGAAGCGAAACUCGCGAACCCGGUGCUGUUACAGCGACCUGAGUUGAUGGAGAGUAUGGGACAAUUUUUGCAGCAGACGAACAUUAUUCGUGAUAUUCGAGAGGAUCAUGAGGAUAAGAGAUAUUUCUGGCCCAAGGAGGUUUGGUCGAAACAUGUGGAGAAGUUCUCGGAUCUGUUCGAGCCGCAGAAUCGGGAGAAGGCCUUGGCCUGUAGUAGUGAGAUGGUGUUGUUGGCGCUGAAGAGGGCGGAUGAGUGCUUGUUCUACAUGGCUGGAGUGAAGGAGCAGAGUGUGUUCAACUUCGUUGCGAUUCCCCAGACGAUGGCCAUUGCGACGCUGGAGCUGUGCUUCCAGAACCCAGACAUUUUCGAGAGGAACGUCAAGAUCACGAAGGGCUCGGCGUGUGAGUUGAUGAUGCAAAGCACACAGAAUCUGCAACUGGUUUGCGAGGUCUUCCGACGAUUUGCGAGGAAAAUCCACAGGAAGAAUAACCCUAGCGAUCCGAACUUCUUGGAGAUCAGCGUCGCAUGCGGGAAGAUCGAGAAGUUCAUUGAGACGAUUUUCCCGACGCAGACGCCCAGGACUCUGCCAGCCGGCAGCACAGUGGUCGACUCAGCGGAGGAGGCGAGGAGAAAGGAGGAAGAGGCAGAGGCGAAGAAGGACGUCUUCUUCAUGAUCUUGGCCAUCGUUGCUACAUUAGGAGUGGUCUCGAUCUGCAUGAUCGCUGCGGCGUGGUUCUUUGGUGCGCGAUUCGAUCUCGCAUUCAAGUCACUCAAGGACGGAAAUUUCUUCCCACCAAAAGGCAAGGAUGCCGUCGAAAGCAUCGCAAGCAAAUACGAGAGUGCGACGACAGCCGCAGCCCAUUCCGAGCUGUAGAGCUUUCAAAGAAUGGGAGGUCGUCACUUCGUGCAAUAACAACAAGGACUCCCUGCCUUUUGAUCGAGAUUUGAGGCCGCACCACAAUGAACAGCGGGACGGUUUCCACCAGGACGCGCAGAGCAUGCAUAGGCUCGAACGGGGCUGUGUCGGCAUAGCUCAUCGCCGGCAGGAUGCAUGCAUGACUUGGCAUUUCCGGGCGUAUGCAUCAAGGCUGCAUAUGCAUUCGCAGCAUGAUGGUGAUCACAGCAAGGCAGAGCGACCACCAACGCAACGAGCUUACUUUAUGUGCAGUACAGAACUAACUAAUGGGAACACUUCACGACAGUUGGGCUUUCUCCAACAAUGACAAGGCUUCCUAUCGUCCGAGGUGUCACCUCUCGGCAUGCAGCUUCGCUAAUGUACACUGGAGCUUGCGUGGCAAGGCUGUAUGCGAACAGCGUCAGUUUGCCUUGGAGGCACAAGAGGCUCUCGGAUCUAAGCCCCCUGAGGCUAAGACUAUCAUUCAAGAUCAUGUGAUGCUUUCCAUACGAACGGCGGUCCAGUCUCUCGGGACAGCAGCAUCUCUGGACUCCCACUUGCUUUGCU
Molecule: messenger RNA, 2326 nt
Organism: Cercospora beticola
Lineage: Eukaryota; Fungi; Ascomycota; Dothideomycetes; Mycosphaerellales; Mycosphaerellaceae
Gene: ERG9
Product: bifunctional farnesyl-diphosphate farnesyltransferase/squalene synthase
Biological process (GO): farnesyl diphosphate metabolic process; ergosterol biosynthetic process
Cellular component (GO): endoplasmic reticulum membrane
Molecular function (GO): squalene synthase [NAD(P)H] activity
Source: RefSeq, a predicted model, not a curated record